Molecule: messenger RNA, 1346 nt
Organism: Electrophorus electricus (electric eel)
Lineage: Eukaryota; Metazoa; Chordata; Actinopteri; Gymnotiformes; Gymnotidae
Gene: dusp29
Product: dual specificity phosphatase 29
Biological process (GO): protein dephosphorylation; negative regulation of MAPK cascade
Cellular component (GO): cytoplasm
Molecular function (GO): protein tyrosine/serine/threonine phosphatase activity; MAP kinase phosphatase activity
Source: RefSeq, a predicted model, not a curated record
ACACACACACACACACACACACACACACACACACACACACACACACCUACCUUUUAGAGACGUGCAAGGAGAAGACAGAAGCUAAAUUCACAGUGAAAUUAAAGCUGUGUGUGGUAGGUGAACCAGCAUUCUCUGGGCCAGGACUGUGCGGGAGGGGAGGAGUUCUGGUGAGGAAAGAUGUCAUGGUGUGGAGUGAGUUAUGGGGAGAAGGCAGAAGCUCCUGAGGAGCAAGAGGAAUACACAACCCCCAGCAACUACGCACUGGAGAAACAGCUCUCACAUGGCAGUGUGACAUACACACGUGUCAACGAGGUGUGGCCCAACAUCUUCAUAGGAGAUGACAGAGAGACGGCACGGAACUGUUACAGGCUACAGAAGAUAGGUGUGACGCAUGUCCUGAACGCUGCGGAGGGCCAGAGAAACAGUGUGUGCACAGGAGCAGGCUACUACAGACACAUCAGUGUGGAAUACUAUGGGAUUGAGGCCGAGGACACACCCUCAUUCAACCUCAGCCAGCACUUCUUUCCUGUAGCUGAAUACAUGCAUCAGGUUCUCAGCAACCCAUCCAACAAGCUGCUGGUGCACUGCGUGAUGGGGCGCAGUCGCUCCGCCUCACUGGUCCUGGCCUACCUCAUGAUCCACGAGAAGAUGACGCUGGUGGAGGCCAUUGAGCAGGUGAAGUGCCGCCGAAGGAUCCUCCCCAACUGGGGUUUCCUGAAGCAGCUAAGGGAACUGGACUCCUUCCUGGUGGAGCAGAGAAAGCAGCCCACUCAGGAGAUUCCUAAUGCUGGGAGUACUGGCACUACGGACCCUACUGAGAUGCUGUGAGCGAAAACAGGAGGAGAGCAGCACAUAGAGAGACACGUGUUUUGAGCUGGGUUCAGCUUCACUGGAAAGAGUUCUAGUAAGUGAGCUGGGAGUAAAGGAACAGGAACUGCUCUUCAGUAAUGCAGCUAUGAAGUAUUAUCCACACUUGGUUUGCUUGCACACACUAAUACCCAUCAUACCCCUUAAACAGUGAAGGCCUCUGUGGGAGGAGUCAGCCGCACAGAAAUACAGAGCAGUGUCACAGACCCAAAGUUUACUUGCUCUUAUAUACAUGCUUCAGAUCAUUGAUUAAUUAUGCAGUCACUGAGGUGUGCUAGAGUGGAAAACCAACAGGCAUGUGCAGCACAAGGGUUGUACAGGGCUGGAACUGACAACUGACAGGUUACAGGAAGAACAUUUGGACCUGCUGUGCUAGCGCUGACAUGGGACCGUUCUUUAUCCAUAUAAUGAUCUAAAAUAUUUUGUUUACUGUUACACAUAUUAGAUUAAUUAUUGGGAUGUUGAUUAGAUAGCAUUAA